AUGAAGGGAUAUCGUGUUAAAAUCGACGAACGAGAUUUAGCGAUGGAUGGAAGUUAUGUGGAAGAGUUGCAGAAGAUUAUGGGUGGGAGGAGAGAGAAAGAGAAAAAUAAUGUAGAAUUGAAUAUGAGUUUACCAAAAGUGUAUGUGAAUGGAAAGUAUGUAGGAGGAGUUGAAGAAAUUCGACGAUUGCAUGAAAAUGGAGAGUUGAAGAAGAUGAUACAAGGAUUACCAGUAGCUGAUGAUGGAGGUGUAUGUGGGAUGUGUGGUGGAUUUAGAUAUGUUGUAUGUGAAUGGUGUGAUGGAAGUCAUAGAGUUUUUGUAGAUGAUAAGUAUGGGUUUAAGAGUUGUUCUUUGUGUAAUGUUAAUGGGUUGAUUCACUGCAGAAAUUGUACUACUGUUGUGUUUUGA
Messenger RNA from Beta vulgaris subsp. vulgaris (sugar beet), 408 nucleotides. RefSeq lists its product as hypothetical. NCBI's taxonomy places the organism in Eukaryota, Viridiplantae, Streptophyta, Magnoliopsida, Caryophyllales, Amaranthaceae. The coding region runs from base 1 to 408 and encodes 135 amino acids. The record is from RefSeq and is a predicted model, not a curated record. The transcript has a single exon.